Messenger RNA from Tinamus guttatus (white-throated tinamou), 597 nucleotides. The record is from RefSeq and is a predicted model, not a curated record. Lineage: Eukaryota; Metazoa; Chordata; Aves; Tinamiformes; Tinamidae.
AUGAGGGAAGGCUCCCAGCUCGGCCGGAUUCCUGCGGAAUUCCGAGAGCUGCUGCCGCUCCGGGGUGCGAGCGCCGGGACGCCGCAGCUCCCGCCCCGUGCCCAUGUGUCUCCCAACACCCGACUCCGUGUUGUCCUUGCCCGCCUGCGUGGCCGUGCUUCCCUGACCCGGGUGUCCGUGCAGCGACAGAUGCAACCAAAAGGCGUCACGCCCGUGCCCUUCGGGCUGCAGAACGCCGUCUUCGCGAUUACAGAUUUGUCGCUCCCCAACUACCUGAUGGCUUCUUCGGUCGGGCUGCUUCCUACUCAGCUCCUCAACUCCUACUUGGGCACCACCCUGCGUACGAUGGAGGAUGUGAUCGCAGAGCAAAGCGUCAGUGGAUAUUUUAUAUUCAGUUUGCAGAUUGUCAUCAGCAUAGGACUCAUGUUUUAUGUGGUUCACCGAGCUCAAGUGGAGCUGAAUGCAGCCAUCGUGGCGUGUGAGAUGGAAAUGAAGACGUCCCUUGCUACAGGCAGCCCACCCAGCAUCAGUGGUUCAACCACGUCAUGCAACAAGAGGACAGUAGCAUUUGCUGGGGGAGGGAUCAAUAUCGUGUGA